Populus nigra (black poplar) is the source of this 888-nucleotide messenger RNA. RefSeq names its product organ-specific protein P4-like. The transcript has 2 exons. The record is from RefSeq and is a predicted model, not a curated record. NCBI's taxonomy places the organism in Eukaryota, Viridiplantae, Streptophyta, Magnoliopsida, Malpighiales, Salicaceae. The coding region runs from base 116 to 613 and encodes 165 amino acids.
AAAAAAACUUUAUCAUAUGCUUUUCUCUCUCUCUCAUUUCCUGUUUUUUUCCUUAUUUAUUCUAAUACAGAGUAUGUAAGCUCCAUCCAUACAUCUAGAGAUCAGUGACAGAAACAUGAAAUCUUCCUUUACUCUCUUCGUUCUCUUCUCACUUCUCUUGUUUGCAAACAGUAUCAAUGCUAGAAAAGAUAUUGGCGGAUAUUGGAGAGCUGUCAUGAAAGAUCAAUCCAUGCCAGAAGCAAUACAAGGCCUUGUUCACGCUGACCCAAUCACCGCAUUAUCAACUAUCAAAGAUUCUGAGCCGAAUCCGAGGUUUUGGAUUUACGAUAACGGUGUAGAAUCAACAAGGACACAUUUCUUCGACAAGGAUUUUGAGACGAGGUCUGGUGGAUCUAUUCAUAACGAUGAUGAAGGAAAGAAACACUUUGCUGAACAUUUUGAGCCGAGGCCUGACGUGUUUGUUAAUCAGGAUGAUGCUCUUAAAGCAGAAAAACCUUUUACCGAGGAGUUCGAGCCGGGGCCUAACAUCUCAGUUUAUGAUAACGGUGUUGACAAGAAGCCAUUUGAGAAAGAUUCUGAACCAAAGCCGAGUGCCACAGCUUAUAGCCAGUAAGAUUACAAAUCAAGCCGCGUGCUAGCUAAGCUGCAUAUGCUUGCAGAUUAUCCUCCGUAUGUUUCAUAUGUGUUAUAUCAAUCGUUGUCAUGUAAUAUCUUUCUUUUAAUUAAUUAGCCAGGGCCUCCAUGGUUUGUAGAAAUAAAUGUUGAUCUUUCAAGGGCCUGGCGUGUCUAAUUAGCUUUGUAAUAAGUUUAUCUUGACUGUGACAAUUAUGUUAUAAUAUGUUGAAUGGAAUGUGUGAAAAAAUAUCAUAUAUUCAAUUGAGUUUUGAA